Lactuca virosa is the source of this 312-nucleotide messenger RNA. The record is from the annotation of a GenBank genome assembly. Lineage: Eukaryota; Viridiplantae; Streptophyta; Magnoliopsida; Asterales; Asteraceae.
AUGAGGUUAUCGGAGGAUCUGCUUCUCAUACCUUGUGGAAAUCCAUCGGCAGUGAACAAGUUGAAUGCUCUUUUGAUAAUUUAUUGUGGUGCACGGAUAUAUUUUACGAUCUUACGUCAUCUGUGGGUCUGCUUGCAAUCCUUGCCUUCCUCUAUAAAAGACCAGCAGAAGCGGAAACUUGUGUAUGACCAACCUAUUUCAGGAUCAGUGUCUGCUCGGAUCUCACUUUCUGGUAUUGAAAGUCUACCUAAUUCAAUUCAUCUUUCUGAGUCAUCCUCCUUCACUCAAUUCUCAGUUCUUCCGAAAGCAUAA